Molecule: messenger RNA, 3314 nt
Organism: Athalia rosae (coleseed sawfly)
Lineage: Eukaryota; Metazoa; Arthropoda; Insecta; Hymenoptera; Athaliidae
Product: protein SPT2 homolog
Exons: 7
Coding region: 222-1988 (588 amino acids)
Biological process (GO): regulation of DNA-templated transcription; nucleosome assembly
Cellular component (GO): nucleolus
Molecular function (GO): histone binding; DNA binding
Source: RefSeq, a predicted model, not a curated record
AACGAAAGCAGGUUUCAUAGACAGUGUUCAUAGUUCAUUUUGUUCCCGUAUGGAAAAGAAGAACAACAAAAACGGACGGUUCGUCAGCGUUUAAUUCACUGGUUUAAUUAUCAAAAUCGUAAUCAGAUCGUCGUCGUACGGACAGAGAAUGUCCGAAAUAACCCAUCACCAGAGUUUCGAUUAGCUGAGUCAAGCGGCAAGGAAUUUCAGGUGUGACAAAAAUGGAUUUCGGUACACUGCUUUCGGUUGCACAAAAGAAUGGUGGUAGCAAACAGCAAGUCGCCUACUACCCAAGCAAAUUUACACCACCAAAAAAAGAGUCGAAAUCUUCGAAGAAUUUAUCUAGUAAUAUUAAAAAAUUCUUAGCUAAAAAAGAAGAGGAGGAAAGACAGAAAGCUCUUGAUGCCAAGAAAAGAAAAGAGAACUUGUUAGCUUUGCGAGAUCACAAAGCACAGAGUAGAAUCAACAAACACUUAAAAGUUUGCAAGUCAGCCAAUAAAUCUGUCCUUGCAGAUGCCAUCGAUAAUGACAACACAGCUCUUACCAUGGCAGGUCCUUCUCAGCCAGAUGAAGAUGAUUAUGGUUACGUAUCACAAGAAGCAUCUGCAUUUUAUAAUCAGUUAAUGAACAAGUAUAAUAAUAUGCCACAGGAAAAACCUCUAUUCAGUGAAAGUGGAAAGAAAACUGUUAAGGAUAUCGCGACUACUAAGAACCGAGUGAGACAGGCAUUGAAACAACAAGAGAUUGAAGAAUCUUCGGGUCACAGGAGGAAAAGAAAAUCUCAAGUUACGGGUGGUGAGAAGGAGACGACUUCUGAGCCGGACAUUAAAUCCGAAAAGGAAAAAUUAUCGUUGUCGGAAAAAGACAAAGAUGAGAAACCAAAACCUAAAAGAAGACCGCUUCCUCCCCCCAUGGACUUCAUGCAACUCCUCCAAAUUGCAGAAAAAAAACAACAUGAGCCUAUCGUCUUGGAUGUCAAACCAAAGUCAACAAAGGCUGAAGAACCUGAACGAUUGAUGACCAAAAAACAAAUGAGGGAACACCUGAAGGAAAGAGAAUGGCGAGAGAGGAAAGAACAGCGGGAUCGUGGUCAAAAUGUUGUUAAAACUUCAAGUUUGUCGGCUGAUUCUGCCAAAUCAACGAAGCAGUCCUUAAAUAAGAUUCCUAAACUGAAUGGCACUAAAGGCAUUCAGAGUUCUAGCUCGCCUGAGAAGUCCUCAGCAGCUAGACCAGCUUCAGCUAUUCCUAAGAAACCAGUUGUUAGUGAUAAAAAUAAUAGCAUGAGUAAAUCUUUGGAGAAAGAUCAGUUACUUGAAGAGCGUAAAAAAAUUGAAGCGGAGAAAAAAAUGCUUGAGGAAAUGCGUCGUAGCAUAGAAGAAGAAAAAAAAAAGCUCGCUCUCAGCAAGAGCAAAAAGAUAGAUGACAAACCAGUCAGUAACGGCUCUAUCAGUAAGUCGGUUUACAAAUCGAAGCCUUUGGAAAAAACUUCUGCUACUGAUUCAAAGCUCAGACAGGCUCUUAAAUCCGAUGUGAAAUCAAGACAAUGCCCACCCACUGAUUCAAAACCUAAACAAUUUCCUCCUGCGGACCUGAAACCAAGACAGUUUCCACCAUCUGACGUUAGACCUCUUAGGCCGAAACAAUUUCCUCCUAAGGAUGUUAAGCGGAAACCUAUAUUGAAAAAACGUCGCAUUUAUGAUGAUGAUUCUGAGCACGAUUCUGAAUUGGAUGACUUUAUUGACGAUGGACCAGAAGAAGGGGCUGAAGACUAUAGCAAAUAUAUUAGCGAGAUAUUUGGAUAUGACAAGAACAAGUACCGAGAUAUCGAUGAUGAUGACGCUGCCAUGGAAAGUAACUUUGCGCAGCAGCUCAAGGAGGAAUUUGUCUCUACAAAAAUUGGUAUUAUGGAGGAUCUAGAAGACAUCAGGAUGGAAGCUCUCGAGAAAAAGCGCAAGGCAAUGAUAAAGAAUAAGAAGCCAAGGUCAUAGUAGGGUAACAAGAGGUGUUCUGGUUGUUCGAAUUCAACUAGUACGAAUGGUAAACUAUCUUUAUCAUCAAAUCGCCAAUCAUGUUCAUUACAUAAAAAAAAAUUGAUCGCACCCGAAAUGUAUAUAAUUGAUAGUAAUAUAUUAUGCGCCUGUGUGUAUCCCAACGUGAAUUAAUCUACAGCUUUUUGGUAUUUCGAGUUGCAGGAAUUAUAGUUAGCGGAUGUUUUGAAAGGUAUAAGUUUACACAAUUAUACCGUAUAAAAUAGAAAAUAGUAUUUAAGAGUCUACUUUUGAUUUCCGUACCGUGAACAUAAACAUGAACGUCUACCGUAAACAUAAUUCUGAUCGUGCUCCCCCCAACUCACCAAUUGUGGUCACACUCCAAAAUCACCCCUAUUUUGUGGUUUGUGUGACAUCGUAUCUUGAGAAUUACUCAUCCUUGUGCUGUCCAACAUUGAGUAACCAUAAUACGUACUUGAUUACUCAGUGUGUCCAGCAAUUCGACUCUAAGUGGAUACCAAACAAAGGUAAAUAUCAGAUAAUUAACAGAUGAAACUGUACGCAAUCAAAAUAUUGACAAACAACGUAGUGCGAACUUAAAUAUUUAAAAAGAUGUAGAGUAGACUUGGUACAUUUUAUAUUACUUGCCAAAUCAGAGAAAUCGGAAACACACGAUGCAACGUCUUUAUAACUACCCAACUUUUUUUACCAUAUCAAAUAUGCAAACAUGUUGGAGAUUCUUUAUUUUUCUCCGAAGUACAAGUAGUCGUUUGAAGAUUAUUUUCAAUCGCCCUUUUUUCGACGUUUUUUUCUACGGAUGAAUUCUCCGUUUUCCAUCAGCGUUACAAAAUAUUUGGUAUAUACAACUGGGGAUGAUAUUGAUAUAAAUAAUUUAACUUAACAAAACGUGAUAACUUACUUCAUUUAUUAAGAUUUGGAUUAGGUUAUAUAUAUAUAUACGAUAUUUAUUGUUGAUAUCUUGUAACUUUUUCAUUAAACUGAAGCAGUCAAUGCUAUCACCACAAUCAUUCGGGGGGUGGGGGUCAGAUACCAUUUAUUGUUAGUGCGAAUGGAAAAGUUUUAUCGUUUUUUUAAUUGCAAUGGAGGAAAACGAUGAAACAUUAAAUCUAAAAAAAAAAAUUGGUCUUUAUUCUUAACGUUACUUUGUGUCGAGUUUAACAAUACGACGUGCGGAAUUUGUUCGAUUAUUCAAUCGCUACUAAUGUAACAAGUACUAUCGAACAACGCAGCUGACACGUUACAUGAAUCUGUUUGAUUAAUUUGUUUUCAUGAGUAAAAUUAAAAAUGUAACAUUAUCGCUCGUUA